AUGGCAAAACCUCCAGCGCCAGAGAAGCCUUGUGUCUCGUCGGGCGAAUCCUCCUUCAGGAUUUCGUGGACCAUCCCAGAAGUGGAGCCGGAGGUCACAGCCUCCACCUUGAAGCUGCGGAUAAAGGGCAGCACCAGGCUUCACAACUACGACCACGGCACCGGACGACUCGUUCCCAAAGGUGGCUCCACCGUGCCCGCCCCAACCUGUGAAGUCACAGUGGAGGGCUGUGAGGAGGGCAUUGAGUAUGAGGCCGUCCUGGCCGUGAUGAACAGCGAGGGGUGGAGCGAGCCCUCGCCCUUUAGUGAGGCGGGCUGGUUUGGUGCCUCUUUGAAGACACGUGACAAGCCACCGAAGCCCACCGCGCCCUCGCUCACGGCCCUGGGCAGCGGGAAGCUCCGUGUGACCUGGGCGGUGCCGAGCGCAGCGCCACCUGUGGAAGCCACUCAGGUCCAGCUGACUGAUGUGGGCACAGGGAAGAAGUGGCUCAUCGACCUGACGGGCGCCCUGGUCUCGACCGGGCGGACCAGCUUCGCCGCCAGCCGCAGCGAGGUGAAUAUUCAUGGCGUUCAGGAUUGUGUGGAGUAUGCAGCAGAAAUUUGCUGCCGCAAUGCCGAGGGCUUUGGAGAAUACUCGAUGGCCAGCGACAGUGUGGCCAACAUUGAUGCCAAGGGGCAGAUUGGUGGCAUGCAACUAGUGAUCCACGAGGGCGCAUCCGAUGUUCCGGUCAUGGUCCCCCAGGGAGAUGGCAAGAUGAAGGUCAGAUGGACCCUGCCAGAAGAGGCCAAGCAGACGAUUGUAAAGCUUCGCAGAGUAGGCAACCAGAACUGGUACCUUUGCACGGGCGGCGCCAUCGCCGCGCCGGCCACGGAGACGCUGGCCACGGGCUUGGAGGAGGGCAUCGAAUACGAGGCCAUGGUCUCCUUCUUUAUCAACAACCGGUGGUGUUGCGAGUCGCCGAUCAGCAAGCCAGCUUGCAUAGGCGAGCUGAAGCUGCCAGCGCCUCCCACACAGCCCAAGGAGCCUCGGCUCUACGUGAUGGACGUGAGCCAAGGCAUCAUGAGAGUGAGGUGGCAGUACUUCUCUUGCGUCCCGCCCCUGAGCGGCGCGCUGGUGCGUUUCCGCGCCGUGGGCGCCCGGAAGUGGCUCUUCGCACAUCCCAGCAGCGGAGCGCUCAUUGAUGUCUCUCCUGAAAAGGAGCCGGAUCUCAUCCCAUUUCCACAGACCGAAGUCGAUGUGCGAGGGCUUCCCCUCGGCAUCCGCUUCGAGGCCUGCGUGGCUUUCAGGAACAAGCUGGGCACCGGGCCCUUCUCGAAAGAGAGCGAGAUUGGACACAUUGGGAUGUUGGCCGCCCGAAUGCUGAAAUGCACGUACUGUUUCCAGGACUUUGACCUGCAAACAGCUGAAUACACCCGGGCGCUUGAGAAUUUUUGGUGCCCCUUAUGCCGCUUCAGGCACCUGGACCCCUUCAAUGCCAUCGUGGAGCAAUCAGGUAUCCUCAGACAUCACAUGUUCAUGCGGCCGAGCGUCUCCUUCAACCUCGACCUGCCGGAACUCAAGGCAUGGCGCAAGGAGGAUCAAAGUAUCUUCGCGAGGUGUAUCAAGGUGAAUAGCGACAUCACGGCGCAGGUUUGGCCUACCAAGCUCAUCGUGGUGAUCAACGGUGCGGAGGUCUUUCGAAUAGAACCUCCGGAAGAAGGCCAUGUACGACGAGACGCCCGGAGCCCCAAGGGCGCCAGGCCCAGUGGAUCCACCGUGCCUUCCUAG
Molecule: messenger RNA, 1767 nt
Organism: Durusdinium trenchii
Lineage: Eukaryota; Dinophyceae; Suessiales; Symbiodiniaceae
Source: the annotation of a GenBank genome assembly